AUGCCACCCUCCGAAGCCGAAGUCGAAGCCGAAGUCGAAGCCGAAGUCGAAGCCGAAGUCGAAGCCGAAGUCGAAGCCGAAGUCGAAGCCGAAGCUGACGACCCCAACACACCAUGCACAUACUGGUUGUGUACCAAAGGCUGUCUGGAAAAACAGAGAGCGAAGGGUCGCCUUAGCAGGUGGGAUCGGGCUCACAUUCUCCGAAGACAUUCGGACACAGCCAUAGAGGUCGCCAACAAAAAAACAGGAUGCUCAGUCGUCUACCGAAGGAACCCCAAUGCGGAUAUGCAUUUCCAGUGCAUUUGCGGGAGUUUGAUUAGCUCGCGCGGCUCUGUGAAGAAGCACUACGUUGGCUGCAAAAACCUGCAGGGCGUCAUAAAAGGCAAUGAAUAUUCUCAUUUCAAUGUCAGCUCUGAGGUUAAGCCGGCAGGUGUGCUGAACGGUGAGGAAGAUGAGGGGGAGGACGAGGAAGAUGAGAUGGAAACCAUUGGCGCCACUUCCGGCUCCAUUGUUCCCUGGGGUGCAUCAAUGCAGUUGCCGCCGUCUUGCAGUGCAGCUCCCAACAUGACGGCUGCGAGUGAACAGCAAAACUCUUUCAUUAUGAAUGCACUUAGGUUUCAACAGGAUCAGGGUACUCACCAUCAGCAACAACUGCAAGACCACCAACAAAAGUUGUUUGAUCAGCAGCGCCAGUAUGCAGAGCUCUCUCUCAUGGUGCAGAGACUUCAACGACAGGCGGAGCAGGCGCAGGAGCAGCAAACAGAUCUUGUGGUGCGGAGACUUCACCAACAGAAGGAACAGGCGCAUGAGCAGCAAGCAGAUCUUGAGACGCAGUCAAUUCAACAGCAACAGCGGCGAAUAGCUCACAUUGAACAGAGACAGGAGGGACAGCAUCAAAAGCGUCAACGGAAUUCGUUGGAACAGCUUCGCCAUAGGGCGCAGGCUCAAGUUACCACCACCACCACUGCCGACUCUCGAUCGUCCCGCGGAAAUACUUCCCACCCAGAACCAUCAAGCUCUGGUCCAUAUACAUAA
Linnemannia hyalina is the source of this 1035-nucleotide messenger RNA. The record is from the annotation of a GenBank genome assembly. NCBI's taxonomy places the organism in Eukaryota, Fungi, Mortierellomycota, Mortierellomycetes, Mortierellales, Mortierellaceae.